AUGAAAGUCUUUUCCUUUCUGUUCAUUGGCAUAUCGCUAAUCUCCCAACGAAGUUACGGCGAAGAAAGUACGUAUGUAGAUGUUCAUAUAGCUACAUUUACGAUUAAAUUAAUUCUGCUUCAGUAUUUCCUUUUGAGAUAUUAUUUAUUCUGCCAAGGAAUUAAUUUUAUUAGCCUAAUUUAAUUUUCAGUUCACUAAGUACCUGUAAGUAAUAAUUGUAGCAUUUUAAAAAUCCAAUCAAUCAAUCAAUCAAUCACCCAAUCAUUCAAUCAAUAGAUACUUGAUAAGAAUUUAAUGCAAAAAUUAAUAUAAACACUAUCAUAAUAAUUUUUCAAACAAGAAUUGGUCAAAGAAGGUGAUGCAAAAUCGUGGUACAACCAUGAUGUCGAUACAUCCAAUGGAAAUGGUUAUGAACCGGUAAGAUUAUAUUGAUGAAUAAUUACAGUUGAGGGUCGUUAGAGUUGAAAUAUGGUUUAUAUAGUAAUCGGAACCCACAUGGAAAGUUCAGGGGCCACGGAACCGUCAUUUUUCUGGGCUAAAGUGCCCCAUUUAAAGAACGAAAAAAGUAUUUCUUGAAUGAACGGCCUCCUUUGCUGAAAAAAGUGCCCUUUUUGCAGUAGUAAAGACUCUGUAAAGGCCAUUUCCGAUGUUAUAGAGACCCAAUAUUUUCAAAAAUUUCCGUUCGUCCCGUGAACGAAACAAAAAUCGUUUGAUUUUGGUCAUAUACAAUAGUACCCCUUCUGGCCAAUGCCCCUCCACUUUCGAAACGCUUCCGCGAUCUCUGGGAAUGUUGUUACCUUGUGUUUUGGUUCUCGAAAAGUGUUAAGUGCUCGAUAUGUCAUAAGGAUAAAGCAAAUAGUACCCUAAAACCGAUGGCAAAGGUACCGGUGACUUCGAGGUAAAAUAAAACUAUAUACCAUAAAUUUACAAAUGUCUUUUAGUGGUUUAACAAUUAUAUUGAAAGUAUUGACGAAGAGAAUGGUGUGUGGAUUUUGACCGGAGAUGUAGAAUGCGAUCAAAGAUAUGCAAUAUCUUGCGUUACUAUCAACUAUCAUGUGGAUAUUAAAGCAAAAAGAACCAAGUGCCACAACACCACGUGUUCUCUUCAGAUUUUCAUUUACAAUGGAACCGAAGAAUUGGAUAUUCCACGUAAUCCUUCGGACAGUGAAUCUGGUAGAAAAAAACAACAAAUGUAUCUUUUCAAUAAUUUUAUGAACCUUCAUGAUGUAAAAUUUACUGUAAACAAUAAAAUCGAGACACAAUCCUUCAACUUCUCUCACAAUUGCUGCGUUGACGUAUCUUACAAUUGUUCCAAACUAAGAUUCGCGAUUAGGGCAAGAGCAAUAAAGGUUAAAUUACAGAACAUGAAAGUUUACUUCUACUAUUGCAAUGAAACUGUAAGGAAUGGUGUGAGAUUGGCUCGAACAUAUGCUCCUUCUAGUGGAUUGAAACGUGUAGCUGUGAAUUGUACAAGUAAUACGGUGUCAAAGUACAAUGAAAGAAGUUUUGAUGGAUUUUGUUCGUACAAUGGAACAUGGAAUAUUGGGAAUGACACGGAUUGUUAUUGUAGGCCUGGUUAUGGAACGCCAGGAGGAUGUAAACGUAAGUAGUCCUACAUUUCCUCACAGGACAUCUUUUCAGGGCCGAAGCUAGACCAAUAAUUAGGGGGGUGAUAUUCAUAUAUUCGUGUUCUGCCCGACGAAUUUCUUUUGAAACCGAUUGUUUUUACAGUUGGUGAACAUGAAUAUGUGAAUAUAUACCCCCACCCCCAAUUAUCGCGUCUAGCUACGGCCCUGCAUCUUUUAAAAUGGACUCGACUCGUAUAUUAUUAAAACAAUAUUGUCAACGAAAACGCAAUGCGUGUGAUGGGCAUAGGAAUUCGAUCCAUUUAACACUUAGAGAAGUGGAAUCAUCUCGCAGCGAGCAAGGCGUUGGAAAAGGCUGCAGUGUUCUUGACGAGUGUGUGCCUCAAGGUUUUUAAAACAAACAGCUAAUUUUAUUAUUAUAUUUUGCAUUUUAUUAUUAUUUACAGCUUGCCAAGAACGACACUAUAAGGCAAAAAUAUCAAAUGAGAGAUGUACGUUAUGUCCGGCUCGAAGUACCAGUAACAGCACUGCGUGCAAUUGCCUUGAAGGGAAAUACAGACUAAAAAAUGAAACAGGAGUGAGCAGUGCUCAAUGUUACGGUAAAAUAAUUCAUUAAUCGAUUAAUAAUUAUUCAAUAGGUUGAACGACAGGCAGUGAGACAUUUCUUAAUACAUUAAUUUGCGAGUCUUGCAAUAUAUAAACCAAUGAAUUCGUUAAUCAGUGAAUUAAAGGUAACUUAAUUCAAACGUCAGAUAAUCAACUAUCAGUUGAUGAAUAUUCAAUUUUAUGUAUGUCCCUUUAAAGUCAAAUAAAAAUAGUACAGUCGGGCAUUGAAUAGGUUAUGUUAAAAAUGGGAUCCCAGCAUUUGAAGCAAUGACCAGAGAAUAUGUUAAAGUACUUUGUUCAAAACAACAGAAUUCCAUGCUGACAACAUGCAUUCAGAUAUUAAGGAAUAUAAUGUAUCACUGACCAGACUAUCAGUUAUCAAAAUCUAACCGUAACAUUUCUUCGCUUUGCAGGUUUUCCUUCAAAAGUUCGUAAUAUCAAGGUUAGAAAGAGCGAUUCCCGUGGAACGAUUACUUUAAGUUGGAAGUCUCCUUUGGAACAAGGUGGAUUGCCAAGAUCCUUAAAAUAUGAUGUAGGCUGUGGUGAUGCGUGCGAAUUAAAAUUUACACCAAGCAAAGUCAACCUAAGAAAUACUACAGUAAAAAUCUCUGGCUUAACUCCUGGCCGCGAAUACAACUUCAAAGUGUUUUCAAAAAACAUAAUAAGUGAACAAUACAGUAACGGGCAUUUUGCAUUUGAGAAUGAAACAUUUAAACUUCCACGUGGUAAGUAUGGAACACACAUUGUUGUAAUGUGUUUUUUUUAUUCUCGGUAGUUUUUAAGGCUUGUUUCAAAGAGUGGAUAAUCAAAUUGUCAAUCAAAUUUGUUUCAUAGAGCCAUUGAACAGAACGAAUGAAUUUAUGAUCAAGCUAGAGUUUAGAAUUAUGGCAGGAAUUGGGGCACUUUUGAUCCUAAUCCUUUUCAUCGCAUUGGUCUGCACUUUGAGGUAUACUCGAAUGAUAUUUUUUGUAUUAAGACUUCAUUAUAGUGACAGAAAUAAUAAUAAUUAGCAACAAUUGAUGAUAACCGUACUUUCUCUAUUUAGCACCCUGUGGGCGUAUUUUCUCCAGUAGUUCUGAACUGGGGACUCAUUAUAUAGAGAGAGCAGAAUAAAUAGACGCUGGUGUUAAAUAAAUUUUUACGUUCUUUAAACUUAAGAAAUUCAGACGCUUUGUACUUAAUUAAAGGAUUGUACUGGAUUGUUACACAUCCUGUCAUCGAGGAACAGACGAUGGUUAACAUUUUGCAGAAUGAACUCCGAAAAAAAAAGAAUUUAACCACCUUGGACAUUUCGACAAAAUCGAGACAUAUUACUUCACAUUAGCUUAUUGCUUUCGAUUAAAUAAACGCAAUUCUUAUAUAAAUGUUUAAUAGGUUUCGCAUUUCGCUGUAAGUCUUUAUUUAGAUCGGUUUUAGUUAGUACAAGACGGGGACUGAAGCUUUUUGUUCAGUGUUUCUGACCAUUAUAGAGAAACGUCCUACAGUACAUUCAUUAAGGCGCAGUAUGGAAAUGGCCUUGAACUUAUCACAGGCAAACUAAAAUUUUCUAUAAUCUUGAACAUCCCCAAAACCAAUUCCGGUCAGACAUCUUCACUUAUAAACUUUUAUACAUAUUUCACCUUCAUUUUAUUAUUAUUCUUGUAUUUAGACGGAAGCACCACAGGCAUAGUAAAUGUGGUUUCGACCCAGACAACGAAAGUAAGAUCCAGAAGUAUUUUCUCUAUUUUGAUUCCAUUGAUCAUACCAACAAAUCGAUUACCGAAAGGAAGAUUUGCUUUUCGUGAGGAAGGAAAACCAGAGGACCCGGAGAAAAACCCUCGAAGCUCAGGGAAGUAAAUCCCUACCCCGCCUCGACAUACAGUUUGUUCAAUCACUCAAUAAAAUCGUUGUGACAGAAGGCAUUUACCAUUAAAAUGGAAUAUAUAAACAGUUUAGACCAAUCCAAUAACUUUUCUUAUAUUUAGUCACAUUACCAAAUAUUGGUCAGAAAAUGUACAUUGAUCCAUUGAACUAUGUUGACGCAGAGACUGCCUUGAUGGAAUUUGCGAACGAAAUCGAUCCAAGUUCACUUUCUCUGGAGCGUCUGAUUGGUGGAGGUUAGAAUCGUUAUUUUGUUUUACUCAUCAGAUAUAUUUCACUUCACAAAUUUAUUGAUAUCUUUCUGGUAACAUAUUUUGACUCAUAAUAAAUGCCGUAUUCUUUUGAAUCCUGUAGGGGAAUUUGGCGAUGUUUAUAAAGGGAAGUUAACCUUACAAGAUGGGAGAACGAUUUUAAUUGCAGCGAAGACUUUGAAGGUAUUUCAACGUAUUCAGCACUUGGCACAGUGACAAGUACAAAUAGAAAUUGAAUAAAGUACAUUACAAGAGAAUGUAGUUAUCUAUCAGCAGGGCAGAGGAGGCGCCUCUGGAUAGAUUUACAUUCUUCUUCAGAGUUGAGAAUCGUCUAUACUGGGGAACGAAACAGUACUGAUUCUUCUCAUAUCUCGUCUCGCUUUUGUUAGUCCAAUGCUAGCGAAAAAAGUUGUCAAGAUUUCUUUCUGGAAGCAUCCGCCAUGGGACAAUUCGAUGAUCCGAAUGUUAUCCAUCUUGAGGGAGUGAUAACUAAAGGUACAGGUUAUUAAUAGUCAUGUUACACAAGAUAAUUUUCGCUGUAUCUUGCAACGCAAUUUUGGAAUGGUACAGAUUCCUGUUAUCUAAAAUGCAGUCAGAGAAAUUGUGAGCAUGGCCCGAAUUCUACUCUGUGGACGCUUUCUGUACAUAACAUAUUCUUACGGGAUAAAAAACUGAAAGAAAUUUUAGAAGAGUAAAUCGUGGACCAGGCUCACAAUUUCCCUGCAACUACAUUUAGAAAACAUCGCUCUAUGUCAGAAAUUGCAUUGCAAGUUGCAGCACAUUUGCGUCGUGUAAUACGGCCUUAAGAUUUUGAUUAUUUUGCCAAUCGACCAUGUAAUACCCUGGAUCAGGGGGGUUUCCUCCGCCAUGGUUUAAAACUUGCAUGACACCAGAAAACCGUUGCACCCAGGAUAACCAUGUGAACCAGUUGAUGUUGAAAAUUGGUAGACUUUCCAACUUGCGUUUUCCAGCUACAUUGUUAUGAUCAAAGUUGUUCCUUGGAAGCGUGCUAUUGUCCAUAAAAUAUCCUCAACUUAUGAUCUUUUCUUUUCUAGUUGCUCCUAAAAUGAUUGUCACCGAGUUCAUGUCAAAUGGAUCUCUAGACCACUUUUUAAAGGUAAGAAUUGAGCUUGACUGAAGUCAGUGCUGUUCAUUGAAGAAUAUUACUGAUUACGGAGAACGGUGUUUAAUGUAAGUAUAUAUUUGUUAAUGGUUUUAGAAAAACGACGGUGGGUUUACAGCUAUCCAGUUGUUUAGCAUGGCUCGUGGAGUGGCGUCUGGAAUGAAAUAUUUGGCUUCAAUAAAUUUUGUCCAUCGAGUAAGUACAGCCAACAAAGAAAGACGAAAAUACAAAAAAUGCCAGAUUUUUGUGUGGGAAAAUCUGAGGAGGACAUCUUAACUCUCUUUCUGCACGAUUCCCUAGACCUUCUCUUCUUCUUUUACCCAGCUUUUGUCCUUGCAGAACAUAAUCAUUUCUAACGACGGUUCCUUGAUAGAAAUUUCACUUCCACACAGUCCAACUAAGUCUAUCUCUUCUUCCCAGGACCUUGCAGCGCGGAAUAUAUUGGUGGAGGAGAACAUGGUGUGUAAAGUUGCAGACUUUGGCCUAUCACGAGAACUAGAGACCGCUGAUUCCUCCCGAGGAGAAUAUUUCACUCAAGUGAGUACAAAACAUUUGCAACUAGAGGUCAUUCGGAGACUGCAUCCUUUUGCCAGCGAAUUAAGUUAUGUAUCAUGCAAAAAAAUAUAUACAAUGGGCUAAUGGACCAUUCCCCAAUUAACCAAAAUUUUGAACUCAACAAGUCUAGACAAAAAUUUCAUCACAGCUUGAAAGAGCAUCACAAAAUUAGUAAUAUUCCAAAGUUUCGUUGCGAAAUGUUGUAAAAUACGGAUAAUAUAGCCUUGCGAAGUUUGCAAUUUUCAGUCAUUUUAGAUUACAAACGGGAAAUGGUUACCACUUCUGUGAUUUCGGAAAAGUGGUAACCAUUUCCCGUUAAGUAAUCUAAAAUGACUGAAAAUUGCAAAUUUUGAAAGGCUAUAUUAUCCGCAUUUUACAACAUUUCCCAACGAAACUUUGGAAUAUUACUAAUUUUGUGAUGCGUUUUCAAGCUGUGAUGAAAUUUUUGUUUAGGCUAGUUAAGAUCAAAAUUUCGGAAAAGUGGUAACCAUUUCCCGUUUGUAAUCUAAAAUGACUGAAAAUUGCAAAUUUUGAAAGGCUAUAUUAUCCGCAUUUUACAACAUUUCCCAACGAAACUUUGGAAUAUUACUAAUUUUGUGAUGCGUUUUCAAGCUGUGAUGGAAUUUUGUCUAGACUUGUUGAGAUCAAAAUUUUGGUUAAUUGGGGAAUGGAUUAUGCAUUGUUAUGCAAAUUAUGCAUUCAAAUUAUGCAUUCAGUUUUCUCUGCCCGGCAAAGCAAGGCAAAGUUUUGCUGAUGUUUCAUCCAAAUUUAACCAAAAUUCAAUCCAUUUGUCCUUGGGCAAUGUCCAUUAGUCCACUAAUUUUUAUUUUAAUAUGUUUGAUAUUUGAAGUUCUUUAAUAAUUAACUAAUAGAGCAACCGAAACUGUUGUUCUUCAUUUAGGGAGGUAAAAUUCCAGUGCGUUGGACAGCACCAGAAUCGAUCAAAUAUCGCACAUUUUCAACUUCGAGUGAUGUCUGGAGUUUUGGCAUCUUAUUGUGGGAAAUAAUGUCUUCUGCACAGAGACCUUACUGGGACUGGGAUAAUUUUAAAGUAAGUUGUCUUCUUUAACUCUUUUUCGUUUAAGGAAACCCCCAGUUCCGGCUGUAUGAUGGCAAGCUUGUUACUUCCAGAUUACAUGUUCAGAAAAAAACAUUAGAAAGAUGAAUAUAGAGAAUUUAUAAAUAACAAUUGUAAAAGCUGCAUGUAUGUUAUGUUCAACUUGAGAUUCAAACUUGGUAUUCAAUAUUUUUUUGUUAUAUAUGGUUAAAUUAUAAUUAGUACAAUUGUUAUAUUUUAUUGUACAUGCAUACACUCUAAAGUUUCAUAUAUGUCAAUAUUAUACAACUGUUUUAAAGUGUUUCCAAUUAGCUCUGUAGCUAAAUACAUUGACUCAAUGACACUUAAAUAAAGUUAUUCAUUCAUUCAUUCAUUUGGUCGUUCAUUCAUUCGUUCGUUCGUUCAAUUAAACAAUAGCCCAAACGGUGACAGACAGAACAAGUUGUAAUUUAGGCCCAUUUUGAUACCAAUUAGAAAGUUUUGCCUCUUUUAUUCAACAAGGGAAUUACUUUUUAAGUUACAAAGACUUUUCCAGACUAACCUAUUGGUAAUCAACCAAUAUACACGUUGAUAAGUAAGAAUGAACUUUUUUUACAAAAUUAGGUUAUGGAGCGUGUGGAUGACGGAUUUCGUUUGCCUUCUCCUAUGGUUUGUAUUUUACUUUCUCUUUUUUGCGUGCUAGUCUAUAUAUUACCGAGCUUAAGAUCUACAACGCGAACUUACGACGUGGACGUCGCAUUAAACAAGUUUUAUUUUAAAACGAUGGCAAAUACCAUUAAAAUAUUUUUAUCACAGUAAAUAAAAUGAAAUUAUACUGGAAAAAUGUACAACAUAACAGAGGCUAGCAAUAUAUUAAGAAGAUAUUUUUAUCAUAAGUUUUUACGACUUCUAUGACGACGAAUCUUUGCAAAUAUCACGUCGUCUCGGAUGGUAGUUUUGGCGGGAAAAUGUGCAUUCGUAACAAUAGUCCAUAAAGCCUGGUUUCUAUCAUUUCGUAUGGCUGUUAACGUGUCAUAACAGUGUCACAAAUCUCGCAAAAAUAAACUCUGACAACUCUGACUAGGCUUACACUCGAAAACUAGGCUUAGCUAAGCACGUCCGCGUCGUAAGUUCGCGUUGUAGAUCUUAAGCUCGCUAUUGUCGGCAGGGACGCCGGAACUGGGGGGGGGGCAGGAGGGGCAGCCGCCCCCGUUGCCCUUUACCAGGAGGGGCAAGGGGGGCAAAGGUGCCCUUUCAAUUUACAGGCUUGCCUUGGCGAAAUAGCGAAUUGACAGAAAUGUUAGUGCAAUCAUUUUACGAAUUUGUUUCAGAAAACGCAAGAAAUGCAGUCCGAUGAGCUUCAAGAAUAGCACAAUCGCCUGGCGGAGAACCCCCUCACACCCCUAUCAUCCAAUAAAUAGAAAACAUGCUUAGGCGAAGUUCAACUCCCGAUGUUUUGCAAACAUCUCUUAGUAUAUAUCAAUUCAAAAGUGCCCUUUCGCGAAAAUCUGCCCCCCCUUGCCUUCACAUCGUUCCGGCGUCCCUGAUUGUCGGCAGCAGAGGUCAACAGCUUAUUAUAUGUAGUGGACUUGA
Messenger RNA from Paramuricea clavata, 8610 nucleotides. The record is from the annotation of a GenBank genome assembly. Lineage: Eukaryota; Metazoa; Cnidaria; Anthozoa; Malacalcyonacea; Plexauridae.